Molecule: messenger RNA, 6953 nt
Organism: Biomphalaria glabrata
Lineage: Eukaryota; Metazoa; Mollusca; Gastropoda; Planorbidae
Exons: 3
Coding region: 1306-4605 (1099 amino acids)
Biological process (GO): regulation of DNA-templated transcription
Molecular function (GO): DNA binding; DNA-binding transcription factor activity, RNA polymerase II-specific
Source: RefSeq, a predicted model, not a curated record
CUGAACGGGAGGAAAAAGAAAAUCGUCCCUCUCUCUCUCGUGUAUCGAAGAGAAAAAAAAAAAGAAGUGGUCCAUCUGCUUUCUCGACUUGCGGAUUUAGUCAUAUCACUCCGCGGACGAAAUUAGCCUGCGAGGGUACUGCCGCUUGCUGAGUGAAACUUAUACCUUACCAAUAUUAGUAGCCGACAAGACGCAGGAGAUUUGCCAGCUACUGCAGGGACAAGUGUGUUAUGUUUAUUUCUCUGAAUCUGGGAUUAUACUGAACUGGGACUGCUUGCCAGAGCAGGAAAUCCUGAGUGAACGGAGAUUUAAAAAAAUUAGCUUCCAGCCCUAGGAGCAAGUCAAGGAGCAACUAAUAUCAGACUAUUAGGAACGACAACUUGAUCUUGACACACUUACACUCGCUCGCCUCCAUUCCAACAAGGAGUUCUCUUCAUUACGGUUCAUAUCGACAAAAUAUUCCCCCCCCCCCCGCACAUUUUUUUUUUAUUCUCCCCUCCCUUUCUAAACUCAUUGUACCCUUCCAGCUCCUUGAUUCCACUUGUAUCCUUAUGACAAUAUUCAAGUUAUUCCCUCCCUGCCAGAGAAAAUUACCCGAGAAAGUUGCUCCCCCUUGCCACCACUGGGGGAAACUGAAGCGUCAUUUAUCACGAGGAGAGAGCGAGGGUCUUCAUCAGAGAGACAGGAUUAAUACUGUGUGAGAACUUUUCCCCCUCAUUGAGCGCCUCCUCUCCCCUCCUCCUCCUCUCUCUCACGCCCAGAAAUCCCCACCUCGUUCAAUUUCUGCUUAAUGAUUCCGAAGAGCUCCAGAUUUCGAUACCCCGUUAAUUUUUGGGCGAAAUAAAUGUGUGGUGCUGUCUUGAUGAAGUAAUCUAUCUUUAAAACUGAGACACGCUGAUUGGGUCGUACCCGUUUAACCCUCCAGGUGUGACAUACUGGUUGCGACUUACUGGUUGCGGCAUACUGGUUGCGGCAUACUGGUUGCGGCAUACUGGUUGCGGCAUACUGGUUGCGGCAUACUAGUUACAAGAUUCUCGUCUCAACGUAUGAAACAGUUACAGAUCAACAAAAGAUCAACAAAUUUUCAUCCAUAUCUGUCUGCUCAGCCUAGCGUGUCAUCAACUCGAUUGUUAGUGUUUAAUUUUCUAUGGAUUGCUUUGACAAGGUUUAUUUAUGCUGGUUGUUAACACAUUAAUGAACUAAGCCAAUCACCUUUGACCCGUACAUUUACAUCUCAGAUGGCGUUCUCAAGCCGGGUCGCCAUCCUACUCCUGGAUAUUAUCCUGGGAUGAACAUCAUGACAUCAUGAUGUCUGCUACUGCUAUCCCCGUCUUCUGUGACGCCUUUAGCUGCAGUGGCCCCGUUUCGCCCAUCAAGAGCUUCACCCACUCUCCCUUCUGCGCAUCCUUGGACGACACUUCAGGGACGAGGCCGCCUGAGAAUCUUGCACGCCCGUACGGCGCUCCCAGCCUCGACGCAGGCAUGACGAUAGAAAGGGUUGCCCCUCGCUCGGGCUCUAGAGAAUAUGGAGAUCCUGUGCCUCGUAGAGACUGUGAACUAGAGAUGACCGCUAGCCCACACCAAGAGGUGACCACCGCCUCAGCCGUCAGCCCCGCACUGGAUUCGCCCAUGAUACAAACGCAUCCUUACAUAAACUGCUCGGGUGGAGAUCGGGUGUCGCAAGGGUACGGUGCCCACCGUUACGACAGAAUGUCUACACCCCUUAGUUAUCACGGAGCUGUGGACGGUCUAGACUCGAAUGGUCACUCCAAUCACGUUGAAAUGCACGGACAGAUGAUGACCAAUAAUGGAGUGGCCGAGCUGGAUUUCGGUUGGAUCGACAAGAAGAACGGGAUGCUUGAAACAAGCAAAAACGAGGAAUCGAACCCCGUCAAUAUACAGCAACAGUGUAUUUCAACAGGGAUAUCUAUGACAAGUUAUCUCAGCGAAGACGACAGUGCACCUCCAAACCAAGCCGCCAACACAUCCGGCAACAGCACCAGCAGCGCCACCGGCAGCCGCCGACUCCGCACAGCGUACACCAACAACCAGCUGCUGGAGCUGGAGAAAGAGUUUCACUUCAACAAAUACCUGUGCCGCCCCAGACGGAUAGAAAUAGCCGCCUCCCUUGACUUAACAGAGCGGCAGGUGAAGGUCUGGUUCCAGAACAGGCGCAUGAAAUAUAAGCGUCAGUCCAAUGGCAGCAAGGGAAAAGGCGGAUCCCGAGACAGCGACAUGGAGGACGGAGAGACCAACGACAGCAGCAACAUCGAGGGGGAGGACGCCGCCCCUGUCCACGCGAGUGAUCUUCAGAACGGCGAGGUGAAGGUCGAGAAGGAGAACGGUGUUGAGGACAAUGUCAAGGUCAACGAAUCGGUCAAUUCCGAAAAGGCGAUGUCCAAGAAAGAAAGCGUGAUUUGCAAGCUUGACCCCGAGGCAGAAAAGAGAAUUGUUUCGGUGGUAGAUAACUUCUUAGAACUUAAGAGCCCCAAACUCUUCGACUGUUCACUCCAGCCUUGCUCUAGAAAAAGGAAGCAUCCUUCAAGCAAAGGAAGCAAGGAUGUAAAGCAAGGACCAGCGGAGUUAAACAUCCAGGUAGAGACUGGGCAGCCGUCCCCCAGCCCCCAAAUCUCCACCCACAGCAACGCCUCUUCACAUGAUUCUGGUCUGUGCUCGCCCGAGAGUCUUCACAGCAACACCAGCCCAGCCCCCUCCCACAUUUACCAGAAUCACCAACAUCACGGCACCCAGCCCAGCAUUGGAGUAUGUUCCGAAAGGACAUGCCCUCCGCCAAAACAAAAUAACGGGACUCUUCAAGUAAAAUGUGAGAUUCCCUCUAGGUAUGAUCAGCAGAGCGUGUCUGUGAGCGGAAAAAGGAGAAAGGCUCAAAGCUCCAACGCGUCUGCCAACAGACAGGCGCCGACAGACUUUACGCACAAACAGAAAGGCAGAUCUGAAAAGAAGAUGCACUCCCCAUUCACACUGCAGUCGCAACCAGGGUUUCAGGACCCGUCAUACGAUCUAAGAUCAUUAGAUCAGUAUCCGGACUGCUCCCAGCAGUUCCGGCCUGGAAGAACAGCGUACGAAAGCGAUCCUCUCCGCGGGCAGAGUGAUCUAUUCUCAGCCUCCCACAUCACUACAUCAAGAUCGGACUCGGCCCCCUUCUCGGGCACAGAUGCACAUCGGCGUAGCCCCAUCCUGCGUCAAUCGUGCGCCGCCGCCGGGACGACUUCCGCCAGUCUUCACGACUUCUCCAUGACUUUGUCGCCCGGCGACUCGAGAAAUUUGCAUACGUCGAGUCAAGGUGGAAGCUUCUAUUAUCAGCAGGGCUAUCCAGGCUAUUCAAACACGUAUUCUGGGUUCAGCAGCGGAACAGCGAUACGCAAUCCCACGUACAAUGGCGGGAACAUUGACAUACCAAGAACUGUGUAUUCACCGGCAGACAAUGCAGAGAUUGACCAGGGUGAGCACUAUCAGAGCUACAGGGACACUAAUGCUAUUUAUUACAACAACAGCACACUCUCGUGCGACGGGGGCGGCCAAAACAACAAUCGCCUCAGCGGCGCAGACAGCGGCCUGGGCCUUCAGCAGCACGUGUCGACUUUCGACGUCGGCUAUUUUAAGCCUGACUCUCGGCACACAACGGCGCCCUCGCGCUCCCCUCAGCCUCCUUGCUACACCAACAAUGCCGCCGCCCCGAGCGCAGUGGACGCCCCCCUGUACCAGGCCCCGCUACAAGACAGAUUAGUUCAAACGCACGUGCGCCAUCCGAUUUCCGUGGGCGUGGACGUGGCGCCUAGUUACCAUAACAACAAGAAUAUGGCGUCGAUGAAAAGCGAUCCUUCAAACCAUGUCUAUCAGUACGGGGCAGGAUUUAAUCCGCGAUCAUUCGUCGCCUAUUCGAGUGCGGACAAUAGCGGACUCGCUGGCACAUCCAACGAGAACAACAAUGGCUACCAGGGCCACCAAAAGAGGUCGCCAGGCAACGUCAAACAACAACAGGGUAAGGAUGUAGGAAUAAACAUGGCCGUUCACAACCCGGACAAUAACUCUACUUCCGGUCAAUGUAGACUUGUCUCCCCAUCCUGUCAAGCCAACGCUCGGGACAGCAUGACCGAUUCUGUGAAACAAAACAUGAUGAGCAAAGCAGCGGACUUCGUGUCCGGACAGCUGUCCGGUCCGCCAUAUGUUCAUUCGUCCUUUUCAGUCGCCAGCGGCAACUACUACAACAAGGACGGCUACUCAGACUGGUACGCCCCUUCCAAAUGCACCUAUGCAGGGGACCCGGGGUACAACAUGGAAGAUAGGGGAGACUACUUCAAGACAAUAGACUCGCCGGGCACUCACGGACAAUACGACAAACUCCAGACAGCUAUGUGCAGGCCCGCGGCUUAUGGAGACCCCGUCCUGUCUCCGCCACCGCUGUCAGGUUACGGCGGGUUCUACGGACCCUGCAGCACGCCGCCGGUGUCGACGCCCCGCGGUAACCCUUAUUACGCGGACGCUUACCACCUCGGUAACAACAACAACAGUAACAAUUUUUGUUCCAACAUUAUUGACGGCUACAGCAGUGGACCGGACUUUCAGAGCAUAGUUAACUUGUAGCUGCGGUCCGUUUUAUAAGACAUAUCUUCUCUUUGAGCUCGUCUCCGAGUCUAAUAGCUACCUAGCACAGUUAAUUAAUAGCUACCUAGCACAGUUAACUAAAAGCUACCUAGCACAGUUAACUAAUAUCUACCUAGCACAGUUAACUAAUAUCUACCUAGCACAGUUAACUAAUAGCUACCUCCUAGCUCUGUGAACUAAUAGCUACCUCCUAGCUCUGUGAACUAAUAGCUACGUAGUACUGUGGACUAUUAGCUACCUAGCACUGUGGGCUAAUAGCUACCUAGCACUGUGGGCUAAAAGCUACCUAGCACUAUGAACUAAUAGCUACGCAGCACUGUGGACUAUUAGCUACCUAGCAUUGUGGGUUAAUAGCUACCUAGCACUAUUGGCUAAUUGCUUCCUAGCACUGUAGAUUAAUAGCUAUCUAGCACUGUAAACUAACAGCUACCUAUCACGGUGGACUAUAUGGAUAUAAAGAUUUAUGUGAAAUAAAUAAUAUUGUUAGUAGACCAACAUGUUAGCCUACAGUUUUGAGGGAAUUUUCUUUGUUUGUUUUGUUGUUGUUGUUGUUUUGCUAAUAAUAAGGCAUUGUCUAUGGAUUUGAAGAUGAGGGAAUAGUUUAUUACCCUGUGUGUCUACGUAGACCAACUUGAGACCUAUAUUUGUCAGCUCUGAAUGUCUAAAUAGAAAUAAAUACAUUAAAAAAAAAAAGUUUGUCGUCCGUUUCCCAGUGUCUAGUCCAGAGCUACCUCUUACACUAGUUUAGUUUAAAUUAAAAUAAUGUUCACACUAAACAUCAUUUCAUGCAUAUGAUUAUUUAUAUCUGUUGAUGAUCGGUCGUUGACCCGUGGCACCAGUUUGCUAGUACAACUAAACCGAGGUUGGUGUAUUAUACUUUUAAAUUGUGGGACUUACAAUAACUUCAAAAAAAUUAAAUACAACUCGAUUAUUGAAAGCAAAACAUUUCUUGUGUACUAUCUGUAGUUUUUCACAAAGCAGGCGGUCCGUUUCAUAACACUAUUUAAUAAUGUCGACCCUGGGAAGGUACUGGGCUUUAUUCGGGAAGUGGGGCUAUCUACGAAGAUCUGAUUUCUGAAUUUGUGAACAUGCACUAUUUACAUUAGAUUUUUACCAAAUAUUUAAAUUUUUACUACCUUUACUAUUUUAACUGUGAAUAGACCUUGAUUUUAAUUAUAUGACUGUAUAGAAUCUGGCCCUUGUUGUUUAGAGAGAGAGUGGUCCUUGAGGGACUGCAGGCACGACAUGGCCUAAAUUGUGCCGAUGUGCCUCAAAUCAACAAAUCAAAUCAAAUCAACCGUUUCAUAAGUGUCUACAACAAGUCCCAAGUCUGAUCUGCCUUUUUUGGGUCCACAAAUAAUUUCCAACAAAUGUUAGGAAAGACUACACACUCGCGUCGAAACUUUUCAAAACAUAUACUCAUGGGCGCCAGAAGAACUCAAUGAAGUCCUGUAGGUCCGCUCUUGUCCUCUACUGUCCUCUCUACGAAAAGCCAUUCUGUUAAGUAAAAAGAUCACUAAGGAUACGAUAUCGGUAUAAUCUUAUUUUAUCCUUAGAAAUUGUGCAAACAUGUUAUUACAACAGACCAGCGUUGAAAAGUAUUUCGAGAUUUACUUUGCUCGAUACGAAUGGUAGCUGAUAACAAACAAACAAACAAACAAACACUUAUCUGCGUUCACUCGUUGGGGAAACGUAAAGGCGGUUGGUCGUUGUGCUGGCCACAUGGAACCCUCGUUAACCGUGAGCCGCAGAAACUGCCCUAUAGAUCGUAAGGUCUGUGUCACCGCGUUAUUUUGUAUACCAGUUACCCUCUGACAUUAUUUCAUGUCGCGAGUAGUCCCCCGAGUUUUCACUCGGACUCUAGUUGGACAUUUCCUUACGGCAGUAAAAGGACAUUGAAAACAGUUCAACACUGUUACAAAUGUUACACUCAAAGCAAAUGUUACACUAGAUUUGUUUUGUUUUUUAAAUACUAAAAGAAUAACAGGGAGGGAAGAGUAAGGUGGGGGAUAGAGGUUGGGGAGGGGGGUAGGAUUUAAGCCCCAGGAAGUAAUCCAUGAUUAAUUAGGCUGUGUAUGAAGGAAGACAGGAAGGAAGGGAUAUUGAAAGGGAUCGUACUAAACACACACACACACACCUACACACUGACAGACAUAACACAUACACACACACAUAUAUACACACACACAGUGUAAAUGACAAUCCGAUUGAUCGAUUCACGAUUCGAACUUAUAAACUCUAUAAGCUGGUGGCCUACCUGUGUUCUAUGUCCUGCGUUCUGUUUGCUCAUGGGUUUUCACGCGGACGUUACUGACCGUGUUGGGGGG